GCAAGGCAACUUGCAGGUCCGCUUCUUGCCUGAUCCGUCCUUGCCGUGGAAGCAGGUACCAUCGCCUCUGCGGAUUCCGAGCCUGCCACUGUACCACCUUGUUCGUGGGCCUCCCGCUGUUCGUGUACUUUGCAGGAGAGGCGAAGGUGCCACGGUUUGGGAUGGAGACAAGAUCGAGGUCACCAAGAAGCAGGAAUUCCAUGCCGAGCCCAGUCCACGGAAGGUGAGUUACGACCUCCUCGAGCAGGAGUCAUCAGCGUGGAUGGCCUUGACCCUGCGCAGGAACAGGAAGCGGAACACAACGUGGAGUUGGCAGUCGACGUUGCCAUUCGCA
Symbiodinium necroappetens is the source of this 334-nucleotide messenger RNA. NCBI's taxonomy places the organism in Eukaryota, Dinophyceae, Suessiales, Symbiodiniaceae. The record is from the annotation of a GenBank genome assembly.